AUGGAGGAUGACAGUUGCGAGCCCGCUGUAUAUCAGCCAGCGUUUGAAGAUAACGCAUGCUCAGUUCCACUCAUUCUUGUUUUGGUCUAUUUCAUUUCAAGAGGUAACUCGUUGGCUAAAUAUUUCUCGAUUUCUACAGAAACACUCAACAGAGUAGAAAUGGCAGAAUCCGACUGGGACUCAGUAACUUACUUGCGAAAGAAAACACCUAGAGCGGCAGAACUGAAAUCUAAACAGGUAUCUGAUUCCUUAAUAUCAUUAUUAUGAUAAUGCAAGAUUCAGCAGAAAAGUGAAAGAAUGGAAGAUUUUGGUAAAGUAAGCUAGCUUACAUCAGAAAAAGUAAUCACUGUAUUUAUCUGAGAACUUGCAUAGUCGUUCAUUUCAUAUACUUCGUUACAAUGAUGUGAAACCCAUAGCUUAGACAGUGAAAACUGGAUUGUAAACCGCUGGGACAAGCAUGCAACAACUCUCACCAAUCCAGAGUGUAGUGGGGUACUGUCCUAAAAUUGCCAUACGAUUUUGGGUUACCCCACGGAUUUUUAUCUUGGAACUCCUGAUCUAGAACUUGCUGCCAUAUUUGAGUGAUUAAAUUAUAUGGGAUGUGUUGUGCAAACAUAGAUUAAAUAAUUGUACAUGAAAAAAUCCAUAACCUGUUUACCAUGAAUUAAUUUCAAACACAUGUAAGAACUUUCAACUCUUCAUUAAUUUCCAUCUAAAAAAGAAAGUUGGGCUAAAAAAUCCCAAAGCAAUUACACUCAUGCCAGAUCCUCUAGGGAAAAAAUCGUUCUUGUAAUAAAUCUAAUCCUACCUGGCUCGUGAACGCAGCACAUCUGGAAAUUAUACACAACUUGUAAAAGACGAUUUCUCGAUAAUAAACAGAUAUAAUCAUAUACAGCAUAAAUAAAUGAAUAUUAAAGUUGACACUUAUAAAAGCUCUUGAAAAGUUGGAAUCUUUGGAUUACUAAAUCCUUAAAAUUCUGUUAAGAUCUUUUCCAUUUUGGCUGCAAAUGUGUUCUGAGGAGAUCCAAGUUUACUGACCAAUUUAGCCCCAACCUACUCAAAAUUCACAAUACCUGAGAUAGUUUCUAGCCAGAUUUACCUGUAAUUAAAUGGUUAUGUUCAAAAAAUGUUUUUUUUGGUGCCUUUAAGGCUGUUGCACAAGCACAAAGACAUGGUGGCCAGGUGGAAACAUCACAAAAAUGUAAGUUGAACAAUUGAAAAGUUUACUUUUGAAUAAAAAUGGCAACUUCAUUUCUUGAAUCAACCCAGAAUUACUCUACUCUUUAUCCUCAUGAAUUUCAUUCAAAAUUGCUCAUUUUAGCUUUCAAAGAAUAUUGAAAACUAGAAUGUGACACCAUGUUGUUACAGAAGCUGAACCAUGGUCUGACAGUAAACUUGUGCAACUCUGGGUCAAGAAGUCUGGGGUCAAGAAGUCUGGGGUCAAGAAGUCUGGGGUCAAGAAGUCUGGGGUCAAUAGUUAACUCAACCCCCAGAUUUCAUUGUUAAUUCUCCUUACUGUAUACUAUAUAAUUCUUAUGAUGUUAGUUUGGAGAUUUUGAUAUUGGAUCAACUAAUAAUCCCCUAACUGAGAUUUUUCUUUAUUCUCAAUACUUGUCUGCUUGAUAUUGUAUUGAUAUUAUAGGGAGAAAUUUUGUUUCUGUCACUCCUGGGAGCUAAGGGUUAACUCUCUUGAAUACUGGCAAUCUGUCAGGCAAGCCUUACUGGAUACUGGGGGAAAAGCUUUGAUGGACUAAUGCUGUAUCUGGGGGGAAGCAAUAUUCCAAGGAGACCAGGAUGAGUUUGGGAACCAUAUGCACCACUUUUAAUUGUGAUAUUAUAGAACAAUGCUCAGUCACCAAAGAAUGGGAUAGUUUUGGGUAGUCACAGACAAUGUUAGUGCACUUUUUUUCAAUGGAACAGCUCAGAGCAGCUCUCCUCUGAAGUUUCCAUGAAAUUAUAUUUAAUUCUAAUCUUUAAUAGCUCUUACAUAAUUUGCUUUCAAACAGUUGGUGCUGCUUCAAACAAGCAGCAUUCAGCAAACAAGGAUUCUGCUAAACUGGACCGAGAGACAGAGGAGCUACAUCGUAAGUUCUUCUUUGGAAAUCACAUGUACUAGGUAGUCUGGCAAAUAGAGUUACAUCAAGUAUCAGGGUUCAUUUUUUAAAAAUGAAAUAAUUUUGUUACAAUAAAGCUCUGCAAGUUUAGCAAGGGUAAGUGAGCCAAACCCUGGAUCUUGGAGUUGGCAUAUAAGCUUUGGUGUGGUGUCUGUGUUAUACAGUCCUCACUACCCUUGUCUGAGAGUAGCAUCAGCCAAUAGCAGUCAGGGAAUUCUACAGCGGCACAAUUACGAUAAUUUUUGUAUUGCAUCCAGGGUAAGUAGCAACACUUGAUGUUUCAGAAAACUCUGGUGAUGCAAAACACUCUACAGUUUUCUCUUCUUCCCUGCAUAGACAUUUAGAUCCCUCCAACAGCCUGUUGCUGUUGAUGGUACCAGUACCUGCAUUUGAGAAUCCCUUUAUAUACCUCUGUGUCUGUUUGUGGAAGUUCAAGGGAAUUGCAGAUGAUGAGAUGCACAUUUGCAGUCAUUGCACCACCCUAACUACGACAACAGUUUUGGUUUCCUCAGCUUUUGACAUGCCAGCAACAAAAUCGUUUUGCAGUUAUUGUGUGUUUGAGAUUGACAUGAGAGUCUGAUACCCAGAUUGUCUUGCAGAUGAGAAAGUUUCCCUUGAUGUGGGAAAGCUCAUUCAACAGUCAAGAAUGGGGAAGAAAUUAACACAGAAGGACUUAGCAACAGUAAGAGCUUUAUGGAAACUGUAAACAAUGUUCUACUGUUUUAUGUUCUCCCUUAAAAAAUUUUUUUUCUGUAAUAGAAAAUCAAUGAGAAGCCUCAAGUCAUUAUGGACUAUGAGUCUGGUAAAGCAAUUCCUAAUAAUCAAGUGAUGGGUAAAAUUGAACGAGCAUUGGGUGAGUGUUUCAUAUUUAACCUUCAUGAGUGUACUUUGUUAAAAAAAAAUUGUUACUGUGCUAUUUAAGCAUUACCACCAUAAACUAUAAAUCAAUGGAAAAGUUAUGAAAGGAAUUAUCCAGCAAAAGUUUUUUUGUUUUAACUUGAUCUAAUUGUAAACUGACCUAGGCACAAAACAGACGAUGACUCUGGGCAAUUUAAUCAAGUAUCAAAUCUAACCCCACAAAUUAAACUUCUGCACAAUUUCAUUUUGAAGCGGUUGGUAUUCAAAACCAUGUAGGGCUUUUUUAACAUUCCUCUUGUUUACCUGCAAUCUUUCUGUCAAGUUAAGUUAUCAAAAUUUUACUGAUAUGCAUUACAUCAGAGACCAUUGCAGGAGAUCAAUUUUGAAAAACUGAAAAGCCCUAUAUGGGUUUUUUGAUUGGUAUCUUGUGAGCUUCAACACCAAAUUUCAAGUCAAUCCGUAAAGGUUUCAUACCCUAUUAAUAUGCUGAAGAAGACACACUUGUGUAGAAACGAGGAGGGUUUUUUUUGUUUCCAAAGUUUUGCCAACAUUUCAUGCUCUUGAGUGACCACAUGUCAAGUUUUGUCAACUCUCUGAAAAACUGGAAAUGCCUAUUAGAAACACAGAAGCAGAGUCCUAGGAGACUCUUGGAAAAAUAUGUUUUGCGGGAGACUCUCCUGCCGUUGUGCACAACUGAGCUUCGGUCAAUUCAGAAUGUUGGUAAGAAGAAGAAAUUCAAGGCAUAGGAAAGUUUUGGUGGCACCAUCAAGGUCAACUCCUACUAACCCCAAUGAGGCAGAACUUGUCAAUGGUUGCUGAAGGGUGAGCAGUCAAGAAUGCUCAUACCACAAGCCCUGGUUUUUUUGUUGAGAUUUUUUUUCUCCAUGUCUUAUCAAAUACCUUGAUUUUCUAGCUCUUAUAGCCAGGCUUCUUUAUAGCUUUUAUUUCCUUUUUAUCCUUACCUAUUAUUUCAUGAACUACUAUGAUGAACACGUGUAACUGAAAUAUGAAGGUGCAUAAUACAUAUUAUAUAAUAAGCUCAGUUAUGCACACAUUCUGAUUGGUUCUCACUUAUGAUCUAUUGGAGGACAGAUGCAUAGAUGACGUCAUCAUUAAAACUUUUUUUAAUUCUUUAUUAUAUAAAACAAAUAGAUUCCAAGUUGCCGUGCGUCUGUUUAGUAAUAGAUCACAGAGGACGUCAAAAUGUGGUAAGAACAUCAGUGACACACUCAGCUGCCCCUCGUGUGCCACUUUUUUGUUCUUACCACAUUUUGACGUCAUCUGUGAUCUAUUACUGAACAGAUGCACAGCAACUUGGAGUCUAUUUGUUAAACAGACGACAUCAAAAUGUGUUAGUUAUAAAAAGAGUGGCACAGGAGGCACAGCUAAAUGUGUCACUGAUGUUCUUACCACAUUUUGAAGUAUUCGUUUUUCAUAUGAUGAAAGAGCAAAGUGUUGUUAAUGAUGAUGUUAUAUAUGCAUCUAUCCUUCAAUAGAUCAUUAGUAAGAAUCAAUCAAAUUGUGUAUGUAAUUCAGCUUAUCAUAUAAUUACUUACUGUGACUUGUGUGACUUGCAGUUCUAUGCACAUACAUGCUACGUCUGUGGACAUAUAAGUAAAUGUACUAAUGUCUACCAUCAUCUGAAAAUUUAGGAUGUCAAAAGUAAAACUAGACAACUUGCUUAUAACAGCUAAGUUGAAAAUGUAAAUUGGCCUUAGUAAUGAGGUUCUAAGCUGACAUUAGUCCUUUGUCAGAGCACUCUCAUAAAGGACUAAUGUUCAAAAUUUCUAUUUAAGAAACUCUCUUAGGUGGCUAAUUUAAAUUAUCAACUCAGUUUAUAAAACCAAAUUAUUUUGUAAUACUAAUACCCACCACUGAGGCAGCACAAAAGUUUCUUUAGAAAUUAACCUCCUUUAUUAAAAGUAAAACUAUUUUGAUAAAUUUAAGUCAAGGAAAAAACUGCACCACAGCAAAGUCUUUCAAGGUGACUGCAUAGUGAACAAGUCUGUAUCACUUGCAAGUUGUUUGAACUUAAGAAUCAGGAGUAAAUGAAGAGUUGAUAAGGUUCAGUGUCAUCCAGUGCUGAGUUUUUUUUUUUUUCCUUUUCUCAGGUGUCAAGCUUCGUGGCAAAGAUAAAGGAAUGCCGUUAGUUUCUGGUGGCAAGGGAAGAAAUGAUAUCUAAUGAAAAGUCAAAUUAACCCUUUAUGAACUCCUAAAUAGGUUACAUUCACAUUUGGUUCAAGAAACUAUUCUCAUGAACCAGAGUAAAAGUUUCCAUGUGUAGUUCAGUUAGAGAAUUCACAUAAAGGGUUAUAUUGGUAUCAUUUCUCUCCUUGCCAGUGUUAAAAAAAAAAAGAAAAGAAAAAAAACAGGAUGUAAUACUCAAAGACCAUAUGGUUGAAAAUUUCUGUCAGCUUAAGAUUGCUGUUAAAAUUAUGUUUGGAAAUCUCCCUUCUGCUGCCUUUUGUGCCUUAGGGCUCUUUAUUAAAACUGAUUCACUAACUGUUUAUAAUGUUGUUGUUAUUCUUAUUGUGGUGCUCUGUUGACUUAGAAGAGAAGCAAACAAACAAUGGAAAUUAGUUAGGCCUGUUUGGUAAUCAUGUCAAAAGUAUGAAGUGAAGGAGCAAAAAGGGGCUGUAGCCCAGGAAAAUUGAG
This is a messenger RNA of Pocillopora meandrina, 5627 nucleotides long. The record is from the annotation of a GenBank genome assembly. Lineage: Eukaryota; Metazoa; Cnidaria; Anthozoa; Scleractinia; Pocilloporidae.